Molecule: messenger RNA, 3934 nt
Organism: Anoplophora glabripennis (Asian longhorned beetle)
Lineage: Eukaryota; Metazoa; Arthropoda; Insecta; Coleoptera; Cerambycidae
Product: major facilitator superfamily domain-containing protein 6-A
Exons: 8
Coding region: 340-2091 (583 amino acids)
Cellular component (GO): membrane
Source: RefSeq, a predicted model, not a curated record
UUCAUAGGUUACGUUUAUAUACUAAACAAUUUCAUUUUACAUUUCUCGCGCGCCUUUUUCAUACUCUACUUACUUACAUCAGCGCCACCUUUACGUGACAAAAAUGACUGACUUUUUGUAUAUAACACGUAGUCUUCGUCUUCUCUUCACGUAAUCACCACUUCUCUCCUUUCCUAGGUCUUUGUCUACGACUCCAUAACCUAUAAAAGAUUAAAAAAAAUGUGUACAUCUCUACAAGUUUAACUCCCUGUGGUUCAACUGUUACAUUAUAAUUCAUUUAGAAAUACUCUUCAAAUCAAUAAAAUUUUAGGUUAUAUAAAUUCUUAGAAACUCGCAUUGAUGAAAAUGAAGAUGAAUGUAGUAAUAAAUAGGCAGUUGGUGCCUAUGAAAGCACAUUAUUUUUUGUGGAAUGCAGGUACAGGUCCGGUGGUUUCAUACCUGUCCUCUUACGCAAGACAGUUGGGAUUUUCCAGCGUAGUGGUAGGUUUAGUAUAUACAAUUCUUCCGAUAUGUGGCAUGAUAGCGAAACCUGUUUUCGGGGCGAUAGCCGAUCGGUUUCACUGCCAGAAAAAGAUAUUUCUCGUAGCAGAGUUGCUGACAGCCGUCGCUUUCAUAGCAAUUUACUAUUCGCCAGAAGUCCCCACCGAACGGGUUGUGCAUUUCUCCUGUAGCGAUAGCGAGGCAGUUUUUAACACCUACCCAGGCAACACAAUCGACGAAUGUACGCUUGCCGAGAUACAGUCGAAGCAGUCACUGGAGAGUUGUAGGCUAGAUUGCGAAGCGAACGCUACUAUCUGGAACACAAUUUGCACAAACUGGGACGCGCAGGAGUACUGCGACCCUUCUAAACAAACGGACAGACUAACAUUUACCGCACAGGUGCCGCCAUCUUACACCCAAAUCUUCAACGGCACGGCAAUAUUCCGAGUGGGGAACGUGUCCCUGCCAAACUCGGACUUUGUCAAUCCUAUAUGCCCCAACGAGAGCAUAUCGACUUCGUGCAACAUAGACUGUACGGAUUACAACAUAAACGAUGUGAUCGGGGUAACGGGUGUUGAAGACAACGUGGCCUACGGGUUGUACCAGUUUUGGCUGUUUCUGGCGCUCAUGAUAGUUGGGUGGGUGUCGCAGGCGGUUGUGGUGUCUAUCGGGGACGCAAUCUGCUUUGAGAUGUUGGGUGAUAAACCGAACAGAUAUGGAUACCAACGGUUAUUUGGGUCCCUGGGAUGGGGUAUAUUGGCGUUAAUAACCGGCGUGAUUAUCGAUGCUCUUAGUCAGGGCCAGUCGCAAAAGAACUAUGUCUCGGCUUUUUAUAUGGCAGCAGCGUUUUUAGUUUUGGAUUUCUUGGUUUCCUUCAAGCUAGAGUACAGUCAGAAAAAGCUGGCGGCGAACAUACUACGAGACGUCGGCCGACUUCUCGUCGACGUCCGCAUAAUCGUCUAUUUAAUCUGGUGCAUUAGCGUCGGCAUGUGCACUGGCCUCAUCUGGCAGUUCCUGUUCUGGCUGAUCGAGGACCUUGCCAAAGCCCAAGGCUGCGAAGCGAUGAACACAGUAAAGACGCUGCAGGGAAUCGUAGCGGCCAUUCAGUGUCUGGGCGGCGAGCUGCCCUUUUUCUUCCUUUCGGGGUGGAUAUUGAAGAAGAUCGGACACGUUCAGACCAUGUCCCUCGUCCUGCUGGUUUUGGGCAUAAGGAUGGUGUUGUAUUCCGUAAUCGAGAACCCCUGGUGGAUUUUGCCGGUGGAGUUCCUACACGGUUUGACUUACGGGUUGUUCUUCGCUUGUAUGGCGUCUUACGCGAGUAUAGUCGCUCCCCCUGGGACGGAGGCCACCAUGCAGGGGAUGGUGGGGGCCGUUUUCGAGGGCCUCGGAGUGUCCUUGGGCAGUUUCUGCGCCGGCCUGGCUUACAAUACCUACAAGGGUCUGACUUUUAGGUACUUUGGGUACGGAUCUCUCGUCAUGUUCGUCUUACAUGCUGGCGUUCAGUACUUACUGAAGUUGAAAGACGUCAAAGCAAUGUACGCUCCACCAAAGGAUGCCCUAGAAAAAAUACAAGAGGACGACCAGCAAGAACUCACAUUGGUUGACUCGUAGCAAAAUAAAUUUAUACUUGACAAUGGCAGAUCUAGGUAAAAUAGCAGAUUACAAGGGAAACUUUUUUGGGUUUAUUGAUCCAGGUGAAUAUUUUUUGAAAUAGUUUUUGGAUUUUUUUUUCUCUUGGUAGUAGCAUCUAGUAGCAUUUGGAAUAAGUAAAUUGUAGGUGGAUCUUACAGUUUUGAAGGAUAUAUAAGUAUUUAAAUGUUUGUGGAAUUAUAUUUUUGUAUAAACGUAUAAAAAUAACAUUGCUUAAGAACGAAGUGUCGAAAAAAAAAUUUCCAACGAAAAUUGUCGACUUUUGACAGGAUAAAUGCAGCUAAAAUUUUGUCAGUUAUUCCUAGGACACCCUGUGCAGUAACGAUUGAGUAUAGCAUAUAAAUUUUUAGCAGUUUUGCGCGCGGGCAAUAUUUGGCGCCCAACGUGGGGCUUAAAUUUUUUGUGUUAAAAACAUUCAAAAUAUAUACAGAAAACUGUCAACGUGCCUAAUAUUGUUAUUUAUUAAAUAAUUAAGCGGCUCUCUCUGAAUAGCAAAAUAUGACACUGAAAAAUGAGAAAAAAAAUCAACAUACCUAUGUCUAAUAAUACAAGCAAACAUAUUGCCCCAACUGUGAUUCUCUAGGUCUGUCGUUGCCAACUAGUAGGUAAUUUCUUACAAAGCAGGUGCUUAUGUUAUUAAAAUAUUAAGUACUUAUGUUGAUAAAAGGCCUGCAUUCUAAAGAUAUGGCUUAAUCCAGAACAAUUAAACCAUAUCUUUAUACAAUGUUGUAACUCGAUUGUUCUAUUAUCCUUUAUUUAUUUAAAUAAUUAUUUGGGCCAGACGAUGCAAUUGUCUCUAAAUAGUAUUGUGACUGUCUCACAGUUGACGCUGUAGGAUUGAUUCCUCGUAGAUUGUGAUAGUAAUCGUUUUUAAGACUGUGAAUAUCAAAGAUGGCCGAGUACACUCUCUGAGAUUAGAUUUGAUCUGUUUGGUUUUUCAAAGAUUAAUUUAUCUGAGAAAAAAAUCCUAUCUAUAGUUUAAAUCGAAUUUUUUAUUGUUAUUUAUUUAAAUGUAAGUAAUACCCGGACUUAAAUUCAAAAAGUGAGAACAAUCUCAUUAAAAAUUAACCUUUUAAUUUAGACAAAUACAAGAGUUAUCACCGUUACUUUCAUUCACACAAGCUAUCACUCGGUGUAUCUAUAAUUGUGCUUGCCGUUGGAAUUGAGCAUUUCCGUGAAUAAAUUUCAUGGCAUUUUUUACGAGUUCACAUAAUUCGUCUAUUGUGUAAACUCCAAACUAAAAAUCGCAUGGACUACAGUCUGGCGACCUUGGAGGUAGUGAAAUUUAAUGAAGAUUCGGAAAAUGUACUCUUGGGAUGGUCUUGAGACACCUAAUACGGAUAAAGUUGAUUUUCACGUAAAUUCGUAUGCACUUUUUUACGAGACGCUUUGACUUGCUGGAUCUUCCUCAGUGAUGUGUAAAAUAUCUUCUACUUGCAUUUUAAGGUCUUCAGGCACGUUCCUUGCAGAUGUCCUGCUUCUUAAACAUUUCGAACAACAUAAACAAACCUACUAGUUGCGGGAUGAUAUCGCAAAUGAAACACUCGGCGUACAAUAGCGAUGCUACGGCAGCAUUUUGACAACACUCCCCGUAUACUAAUAUAUCAAUUGAUUCAUCACUGCUGUAAAUACGUUUAAAACCCGAAUCUAAUCUCAGAAUUUGUAACAAAGAGCGAAGUCAGUAUUUUCUUACCUGUAGCGUACUAAUUCUUUUUUUUUUUUAAUGAGGUUGGAUCCUUCUCGGAUAUUUUUUAGUUGAUUUCUUUUCUGUUUUUGGGGGGGAAAUAAAUUAUUAGAAAAAAUA